Messenger RNA from Exophiala viscosa, 1344 nucleotides. RefSeq lists its product as uncharacterized. The record is from RefSeq and is a predicted model, not a curated record. Bases 1 to 1344 code for a protein of 447 amino acids. NCBI's taxonomy places the organism in Eukaryota, Fungi, Ascomycota, Eurotiomycetes, Chaetothyriales, Herpotrichiellaceae. The transcript has 2 exons.
AUGUCGACUGCAGUGGCAUCUUCAGCGAUGACUCCGCUGCCACCGAUGGACCGGAAUAUCAGUCCCAGAAGCUAUCCGCCGUUGGCUCCAUCUACGAGUCAUGCUCCAAGAGACAGAACAUCCGACUCGGUUGUGCCUCUAGAAGCAAUGGGUACAUCUCAGAAUGAAAAGACACCGUCCGAUGGCAAACGGUCUCCGAACUCUGUUAGAAGCUCGGACCGUCCCAAGAUCAUCGUGAAGAAAGAGCCUCCUUCAUCUCCUUCACUCCAACCAAGUACUCGUCACAGGCCCAAGAAAUUGGAUUUGAACACCAACACUGCUUCAAUGUCCACUGGGCUCAACUCUCGUCCCUCAGCAACACCCAUGACUGCAAGAGAUGGACUGGUCAUACAUGAUGUUGGGUUGGCUUGUCUGUCGCCAGGUUUCGCAACACAGGACCCGGCCAUGCGAGAGCAACUUGAGCGUAGCAUGAGUGUAAGAGAUCAGCAGCGAUCAAUAAUCCAAGCAAGACUGCUCAAAUCUGCUCGAGGUGAUGGUCCGGAUACAGGAAAGAGCAGUGAGCCAGGUACUUCUACAGCCAAGACCCCUACCACUUCAAAGAAAAGGCCUCCGCCAGGACUAUCAAUCGUGCCUCCUGCAGCUGAGAGAUUUGCCAACGAACGUGUCAUUCAGUCAGCCCCUUUGAAUCAGACAUUUACCGGAAGACAGGAGAUCCAUACUUCGGUAAGACAAUUUAACGACCACCCAGCGAACUCGCAAAACUCUCACAUCCAUCAUAUGCCCGCCAUUCAGACCAAUAACCGACUACCCCCAAUCGCCGACGUUUUCGGUGCCAGCGAGCUCAACCCUGGUCCAGCUCGGCCGCCUUUUCUGCAUGCGAACUCGACUCCCUCCCAAAUCCACGGACCACCGAUGCCGUCUCCGGGAUUUCCACCUCAAACUGCCCAUCCCAUGUCUCAGCCUGGCGGACUACAAUUCGAGCGACCACGAGAGUACAGAUCGGCAGAAGAUGCUGUUAACGACAUGAUCGGAGGACGUGAGGAGCUCCUACCUAAGAUCGUCCACUAUGGGGGUCAUCAGCCUCCAACGCCUCCUUCGCCGCACAUUGGACACAAGGACCAUUCGACUCCUCAAAAGUAUCCACCGUACAGCCACCAAGCAGGCCGAAGAAGAAGCCGCAACGAAUAUGAGGAGGGAAGUAGCCCACCACUGGGCACUGGACCAGACCGCAUCCGGCCCAGUGGACCAUUCGGUGAAGGACGAGACAGCCCGGCCACUCAAAGGGCGAAAAAGGACGAAUUUCUGAGCUUAUGCGCAAGAGCAUGGGAUCUUUUCCACUCUUGA